Molecule: messenger RNA, 372 nt
Organism: Mycosarcoma maydis (corn smut)
Lineage: Eukaryota; Fungi; Basidiomycota; Ustilaginomycetes; Ustilaginales
Exons: 2
Coding region: 1-372 (123 amino acids)
Source: RefSeq, a predicted model, not a curated record
AUGGCCGUCGCGGGGGUGCUGUGCUCUGCUGCACCGAACCCCACAGGGGCUACCAUCGCAUGGAGGAAGGUCUCAGCGGGCCCUACGACGCCUCCUCAAGGAACACCUGCGUGGGAUAGGCUAGCUUCCCAAGGUGCUCUGGUGGCCGAUGGGUAUGAUGGAUACGGCUCAGUGGUGGAGCAACCCAAGGAGGCUCAGCCUGUUAUCAUGACAGCCGAGCAUCGUGGGACUAUACUUUACACCAACGGAGUUUUCAGUAACUCAAGGAACUGUGUCACGUUCUGGAAAUCAACCCGCUGCAAUGGAGCACGUGGGAGCUUCAAUCCGACGUGUAAUUUUAGCUACCAGCAAGGGUGCGACAUUCACAUCUAA